GCAACGCAUGGAUGCAUCGCGAGAUUUAAGCGAAUGGGGACCCACCGUGUGCGUGGGGUUGCUUGGUCGCAGUGCACUGGUGAUGUUCCAGAUGCUGCCCAAGGAAGAAGGCGAUACUGCGAUAGAGCUCUUGUGCACCGUGAAGGAGAAGGACGUCGAGGUGAUUGAAUCGGUUCAACACGUGCAAGCGCACGUCUUGGCGGCGACACCACGGGAUGUCUCUCACAUGCUUAAGGAGGGCGAGCGCAAGCACGGGCUUCUUCGGGUUGAGCUUGUCUGCAGUACCGCAUGGACGCCCACCGACAAAUAUGCGGAGCGUCACAGAGUGCGUCGGUGCAUGCAUGUCAACGCUUCCCUCGCGCGGGUCUACUGGGAUCAAAUGAAUCGGGACAGCUGGCCCAAGUCUUUGCAGGACUGGCACGAGAGUGUGGUUGGCAAGACUCAAAAGCGUGCAGAGGCACCUAAGUUGACGUUGGAAACCCUGGAGAAGGCGAUGAAGGACGUGACCGUCGUCGCUGACCAGAGGGGCUUUUACAACAAGCCUAUCCAUGAUCUAGACACACAUGGACGGGUCAAUCGAAAGACGACUAAACUGGACGAAAAGCCCCUCACGCGAGAAGAGCGCGAAGCCGAAGGGAUCACUUAUGGCGACCAGCAACCGAACAAGAGGAUGCGAGACAUUCCCAGCUACCGGCACAAGCCAUUGACGGCAUUGCUGCGGAACCUGCACCAACUUCUGCCGCUGGAGCGCUGCAACGAAACAGGGCAGCGACCGGCCGGAUGCAGGGAGCGGCAUGCUCCAACGAAGCCGCGAAAGCAAUCCAGCAAAACCGAUGGAGGCAUGUUCAAGUUUGCCCAGCAUGGCAUGGUUCUCCAGCUGGAGGACUUCAUCGAGGAGAAGUGCUUUGUACAGCCGACAGCUGCUGCAGAGGAGCAGGACUUUGGCUUUGUGCCGGCCGAGCUGCACAAUGUGGCCAGGGGCCUUGUUGCUUUCCUGAGGGUCAGAGCGUGCUCUUACGAUAACAUCUCGCCUCACAAGAAGACGGAGCAUUGGAGCCAUUGCUUGGAGUGGUGGGGUUUUUGGAUGUCGGACGAGGAAAUCCAAGCCGUGGCUGCACAAGCGACGUCCCUUGCAUUUACGCACAUGCGCUAG
Messenger RNA from Symbiodinium sp. CCMP2592, 1153 nucleotides. The record is from the annotation of a GenBank genome assembly. Lineage: Eukaryota; Dinophyceae; Suessiales; Symbiodiniaceae.